This is a messenger RNA of Trifolium pratense (red clover), 909 nucleotides long. Its product is annotated as probable receptor-like protein kinase At2g42960. The transcript has a single exon. Gene Ontology annotation, molecular function: ATP binding; protein kinase activity. Gene Ontology annotation, biological process: protein phosphorylation. NCBI's taxonomy places the organism in Eukaryota, Viridiplantae, Streptophyta, Magnoliopsida, Fabales, Fabaceae. The record is from RefSeq and is a predicted model, not a curated record. The coding region runs from base 1 to 909 and encodes 302 amino acids.
AUGGAAGAACUCUCCCGUGCUACAGAUAACUUCUCCCCGCUCCGCAUCGUCGGUGAUGGAAGUUUCGGUAUGGUUUACAAAGCUCAACUCUCCACCGGCGUCUUCGUCGCCGUGAAAAAACUCUCCCCCGACGCCUUCCAAGGAUUUCGCGAAUUCGCGGCGGAGAUGGAGACACUAAGCAAGCUUUUCCACCGUAACAUCGUUAAAAUCCUCGGUUAUUGGGCUUCUGGACCUGAACGGUUACUCGUUUACGAGUAUAUCGAAAAAGGAAACCUCGAUCAAUGGCUUCACGAACCUUCUUCUCCGACGCAACCAAACGACGACGUUUUGUCCACUGAUAUUAUUCGUUCUCCUUUGUCUUGGGAAACAAGAGUCAACAUAAUUCGUGGUGUUGCUCAUGGGCUUUGUUAUUUACAUGGGCUUCAGAAGCCCAUUAUUCAUAGAGAUAUCAAAGCUAGCAAUGUCUUAUUGGACUCUGAAUUUCAGGCCCAUAUUGCUGAUUUUGGGCUCGCACGUAGGAUGGAUAAAUCGCAUUCGCAUGUGUCAACGCAGGUCGCGGGUACUAUCGGUUACAUGCCACCGGAGUAUCGAGAUGGGUCUAAUGUAGCAAACCAGAAAGUUGAUGUUUAUAGUUUUGGAGUCUUGAUGAUCGAAACUGUAUCGGGCCAUAGGCCCAAUUUGGCUGUGAAAUUGGAGGGAAAUGAUAUUGGGCUUGUUAAUUGGGCCAGGAAGAUGAAGGAAAGGAACACUGAGAUGGAGAUGCUAGAUGUAAAUAUUCCAAGAGAAGGGUUGAAGGAGGAGAGUGUUAGGGAGUAUGUACACAUUGCUUGUAUGUGCACUGGUGAGUUACAGAAAGAUAGGCCUGAAAUGCCAGAGGUUGUCAAAUUAUUGGACUCAAUGCCCCUAUGA